AUGGCCAUCAAGCAGAAGCCGGACGAGUCCCUGAAGAAUUUCAUGACUCGCUUCAACACAGAAAGCCUGCAGAUCAGGGACAAGGAUGAAAAGGUGGUCAUGGCUGCCUUCAUGAACGGGCUAAGGGUAGAGGAGCUCUACUACAAGCUUGUCGAACAGCCCCCCAAGAAUCUGGGAGAGCUCUUGACCCGGGCUCACGCCGCCGCUAACGCAGAGGAGGCCGGCCGCCUGAAACGGGAGUCAGAUCGGGAACUCGGGGACCGGAGAGGACGGGGAAACCCCCCUGAAACCAAGGACGGUCAAGCCCAGAAGAACGUCUUCGAUCGCCUCUCUAAGGAUAAAACCCCCGCUCAACCGCCGCUCCCGGAAAAAGUGUAUAGCCCCCUGACUCGGCCAAGGGCACAGAUCCUGGCUGUGAUGGAGGCGGAGGGUCUCGGAGGACGGCCGCCCAAGAUGGGGACGCCCCGGAAUAAAAUGAAUCAUGACCGGUACUGUGCCUUCCACCGUGAUGUAGGGCAUGAUACGGAGGGAUGCUGGGCCCUGCGGAAGGAGAUUGAAGACCUGAUCCAGCGUGGUUUCUUGGGGCGGUUUGUGCAAUCAGGACGGCCGGGCCAGGAGACCGGACGUACCUACCGCGUCGAGAGGGGUGGAGAAGGCUACCGCCGGGACCGACCUGAGAAGCGUUACGCGGCUCAAGAUGACUCCCCCGACCAGGGCGCCCAGAACCUGGCAGGGGUUAUAAACACUAUAGCCGGGGGUCCCACGGGAAGAGACAGCCAUACAGCACGGAAGAACAGGCGACCCCCCCCAGACGGAGAUGACUCGCUGAAGCGUCUGCGCAUGGACGAGGAGAUCACCUUCGGACCGAGGGACGCGGUUCCCCUGGCAGCCGGGAAUCAUGAGGCUAUCGUGAUAGACGUCGUCACCAAUAAUUAUCGGGUGAAGAAAGUGUACGUCGAUCAGGGAAGUGCAGUGGACAUCCUGUUCUACAGGGUGUUCAAGGAGCUCGGCCUGGAGGACGGACAGCUAACCCCUGUUCGGACACCUCUGGUCGGCUUUACCGGACCGCCCAUCAAUCCGGAGGGAAUGAUUACCCUGAUGGUCACGGUAGGCCAAGCACCCAGAUGUCGGACCAUCCCUGUCAACUUCGUGGUGGUCAAACAGUCAUCCCCUUACAACAUAUUCCUAGGUCGGCCCGCUUUGAAUGCCCUCCGGGCGAUUCCCUCAACGCUCCACCUCAGCGUCAAAUUCCCCACCCCGGAGGGAGUGGCCGAGGUACAUGGAGAUCCGGAGGUGGCCCGAGCUUGUUACCUCGCCAUGCUCCGGGGACAUGAGAAGGUGGUCGCUCAGGCGACCAGCUUGGAGCCGUACAUCCCAGGGGAGGAGGAUCGACAGUUGGGCACUCAAGACGAGAUCUAG
This is a messenger RNA of Coffea eugenioides, 1419 nucleotides long. RefSeq lists its product as uncharacterized. Bases 1 to 1419 code for a protein of 472 amino acids. The record is from RefSeq and is a predicted model, not a curated record. NCBI's taxonomy places the organism in Eukaryota, Viridiplantae, Streptophyta, Magnoliopsida, Gentianales, Rubiaceae. The transcript has a single exon.